AUGGAACAAUCCACUCCUUCGAAGAAAACCCUAAACCCUGAGAAUGUGAAUCCCAAUUUGCCUCAUCAUCAUCGAAGCCCUAUUUCAAAGUCUUCAGCUUUACGAUCUUCCAAGCCUAAUAACAACAACCCAAUUGUGCAAUCGCCUCAGAACAGGAUCCGCCAGAGGAAGUUCGUGGUGGCGAAGAAGAAGAAUAAGAACCACUCUCAGAAGCAAAUCGACCCCGUUUCGUGCAAGUGCAAACACAACGGCAGUGCCAAGUGUGUUUGCGUUGCGUACCAAACUCUGAGGGCUUCCCAGGAAGAGUUUUUCAUCAAAGAGAAGGUUUUUGAUGAUAAUGCAGCAGCAGCAGAAGAAGAAGAAACGAAGACUCAAAGUGCUAUUGAAAUUGAUGUGAGAAAGACAGUGGAAAAUGAAGAAGAAGAAGAGUGUGACGUGGAAGGUGGAUCAACGGUGAAACGAAGGAGGGAGAGGGAUAGGUUGUUGGAAGAAGCAAGGAAUAGUGUCCCUGAAAGUGGGUCUGGGAGGGUUAUGCAUUUGGUGAAGGCAUUUGAGAAGCUUCUCACUAUACCAAAGAGUUCUUCAAAGGGUGAGGAUGAGGAAGAGAAAGAGAAUGAGGAGGAGGAGAAGCAACAUGUUGAUGAUGACGAUGAUCAUGAGAAGGAGAAUGAUGAUAAGAAGAAGAAGAAUGUGACGAAAUGGGGAUUGCCAGGGUUGCAAAUGAUGCAACAACUUCCUACUAAGGCAUCUGAAACUGAUGAUGCUUCUUCUGUUUCUGGUUCUGCUUUUGGUUCUUCUUUUUGUUGCGCAUCUCAGUUGGUCUUGACAGCCCAGAACCUUGGCUUGGAUCAAAGGGUUUCAGUUUCUUCUUCUUGGGAUAGUAGCCGUGGAAGUGCGUCUAGUAGAACUUCUGGGGGUAGAAGAAGCAGGAGAAAUAGUUUGGAUUCGAAUGGAACUUUUGGAGGGAGGAGGUUGAAGAAGAAGCAGAAUCAAAAAGUCACGAGCCAAAAACCAUUUAAGCUAAGGACAGAGCAAAGGGGAAAGUUGAAAGAGGAAGAAUUUAUGAAGAAAGUACAAGAGAUCACAGCUGAAGAAGAGAAGCUGAGGAUACCUAUUGCACAGGGUCUCCCAUGGACAACAGAUGAACCUGAGUGCUUGCUAAAACCUCCAGUGAAAGAAAUCACAAGGCCUAUUGACCUGAGGCUCCAUAGUGAUGUGCGAGCAAUUGAUCGUGCUGAAUUCGACCAUCAGGUGGCAGCAAAAUUGAACAUGAUAGAACAACUCAAAUCAGAAAGGGAAAGACAACAGAAGAUGGCAGAAGAGGAAGAGGUCAAAAGGUUGAGGAAGGAACUUAUUCCAAAAGCACAACCAAUGCCUUAUUUUGAUAGACCUUUUGUCCCACGGAGGUCAAUGAAGCAUCCAACUAUACCUAGAGAUCCCAAGUUUCACUUACCACACCAUAAGAAGAUCAAGUGCUUGUUGUCAUGGAAUGACAUGAACCCUUGCUCUUCCUACCUCAACUAAGCUUCC
Molecule: messenger RNA, 1530 nt
Organism: Abrus precatorius (Indian licorice)
Lineage: Eukaryota; Viridiplantae; Streptophyta; Magnoliopsida; Fabales; Fabaceae
Product: protein TPX2
Exons: 8
Coding region: 1-1524 (507 amino acids)
Biological process (GO): regulation of mitotic spindle organization; mitotic spindle assembly; activation of protein kinase activity
Cellular component (GO): mitotic spindle; nuclear microtubule
Molecular function (GO): microtubule binding; protein kinase activator activity
Source: RefSeq, a predicted model, not a curated record